AUGGAGUAUCUGAAAAUCACUGCUGGAGAUUCGCUGCAAUAUAUGGCCGACGUCUACGGCCACGGCUUGAAAUAUGAGCGUCCUCCGUUCACUUUCCACUCUCAAGAGUGGGAAAGUCUGGCCAGAAAGCGCAUGUCCAUCGAGUCCAUGGGAUACGUGUGUGGGAACGCCAGCACUGGCGAGACUUGUGAUAAAAACGUCCAGGCGUUCAGAAAAUGGUCAAUUGUGCCUCGACGGCUUGUGAAAACCAGCGGAUAUCCAUCUGUCGAGGCCAAAGUGCUCGGGAAAACGCUGAGAACGCCCAUUGCCAUUGCACCAGUAGGCGUGCAGACUAUAUUCAACCCUGACGGCGAGCUGGCAGCGGCUAAAGCCGCCGCCCGCGAACACGUGCCGUACAUCUACAGCACUGCAGCAGCAACACCCAUCGAAGAGGUUGCGAGGGCCAACGGCGACGGAGAGCGCUGGUUCCAGCUGUAUUGGCCCGCGAAUGAACACAACGACAUCACCGUGAGUCUGUUGAAGCGCGCAAAAAAACACGGAUUUUCCGCGUUAUUCGUAACACUCGACACCUACAAGCUGGGAUGGCGUCCCAGUGACCUGGACAACGGUUACAACCCGUUUCUGCGCUCGGACACCGUGGGUACCGCGCUAGGGUUCACGGAUCCUGUGUUCCGUCGCUCUUUCAAGGCCAAGCACGGUAAAGAAAUAGAGCAGGACCUGGAAACGGCCGCAUCAGAGUGGACCGGGACUGUGUUCCCAGGGUUCAGCCAUGGUUGGGAUGGCUUAGAAUUUCUGCGCGAGCACUGGGACGGUCCUAUAAUCUUGAAGGGAAUUCAGAGCGUUUCUGACGCACGUCAAUGCGUCGAGCUUGGAAUCGACGGGAUCGUUGUCUCCAACCACGGCGGGCGCCAGCAAGACGGCGGUCCGGCUUCCCUAGACUGCCUAGUCAAGAUCGUUGACGCCGUUGGCGACAAACUCGAGAUUUUCUUCGAUUCCGGUGUCCGCUGUGGCGCCGAUAUCGCGAAGGCGUUGGCGUUGGGUGCCCAAAUGGUGCUUAUCGGUAGACCUUACGUUUACGGCCUUGUCCUCGGGGGCGAAGAAGGCGUGGGCCACGUCCUACGCUCUUUGCUCGGAGAUUUGACCAUGACCUUGCACCUCGGAGGCUUGCCCUCUGCAUCCAAAGAACAUCUGAACAGGAGCUGCCUAGAACACGAGGACUAG
Molecule: messenger RNA, 1221 nt
Organism: Lachancea mirantina
Lineage: Eukaryota; Fungi; Ascomycota; Saccharomycetes; Saccharomycetales; Saccharomycetaceae
Source: the annotation of a GenBank genome assembly